AUGGGACGUGGGAAGAUAACCAUCUCUAGGAUAGAGAACAAAACCACAAGGCAAGUCACCUUCGCGAAACGCCGCGCCGGGCUCCUCAAGAAGACUCAUGAGCUCUCUGUGCUUUGUGAUGCCCAGAUCGGCCUUAUCAUCUUCUCCAGUAAUGGCAAAAUGUAUGAGUAUUGCAGUGCUGAGGCAUCCAGCAUGGAGAAUAUCAUAAAGAGGUAUCAGCUUGCGACAGGAACCCGGAUUGAGGAACACAAUGAAUCGGAACAAUUGCACGGUGAACUGAGAAGAAUAAAAACCGACACCCACAAUCUUCAACUGAGUCUGCAACGCUACACUGGGGAGGAUUUGAGCUCUGUAUCAAUGGAGGAACUUGAUGGACUUGAGCACAUGUUAGAGCAUUCUGUCCACAAAGUGCGAACCCGGAAGAUUGAACUCCUACAGCAGCAGAUGCAGAAUCUCCAGAGAACGGAGAAAAUACUGGAGCAUGAAAAUGGACAAAUCUAUCAUAUGAUAAAAGAGCAUGAGGCAGCAGCUGCAUUGGCCGCGGAGCAUCAUCAUCAUCAGGCGCAGAUGACAAUGGUGGCAAAGGCCGAAGAAGAAAACCGAAAUGCGAAUCACGUGAACGUGUUGAACCAGUUUCCGUUCGACGGCGAAGAGCAGCCCAGCAGUGUGCUUCAGCUUGCCACUCUUCAGGCGGCCCCCGGCAGCCACAACUUCUACCCUUGCCGUCUUCUUCCCACUCAGCCCAACCUUCAAGAUUACUCUCUUAACUGA
Morus notabilis is the source of this 771-nucleotide messenger RNA. Its product is annotated as MADS-box protein defh21. The transcript has 6 exons. Gene Ontology annotation, molecular function: RNA polymerase II cis-regulatory region sequence-specific DNA binding; DNA-binding transcription factor activity, RNA polymerase II-specific; protein dimerization activity. Gene Ontology annotation, cellular component: nucleus. Gene Ontology annotation, biological process: positive regulation of transcription by RNA polymerase II. The record is from RefSeq and is a predicted model, not a curated record. Bases 1 to 771 code for a protein of 256 amino acids. NCBI's taxonomy places the organism in Eukaryota, Viridiplantae, Streptophyta, Magnoliopsida, Rosales, Moraceae.